Molecule: messenger RNA, 1314 nt
Organism: Mangifera indica (mango)
Lineage: Eukaryota; Viridiplantae; Streptophyta; Magnoliopsida; Sapindales; Anacardiaceae
Exons: 10
Coding region: 133-1149 (338 amino acids)
Source: RefSeq, a predicted model, not a curated record
AACUGAAAGUCUAUGUGAUGUGAAGUUUAACCCCAAACAAACAAAAUGCUGUCAAUCUUCAUGUCCCAUUCCUCACCACAUCAAUAUUAUUUUACAAGGUUUUGAUGUCAUCAUUUGUUACUUGAAAAGUUAAUGGAGAUGGCAAGGGUUAGAAAUUGGUGGAGUCAUUCAAAGAGGGUACUUUUUAUCUGGUUUAUCUCUCUCGUCUUGUUCUACUCUUUGUUUCACAUGGCCCUCCAGAAUUUAUCCCAGAACCAGAAAUACCCUUUUUCUGCUUCAGAUUCUCGUAUUGCAAAUGAGGAGCGGAGGGCAAAAUUAUAUGAUAAGAUGGCGAGGGAUUUGGAUGAGCAUGGAGCGGUUUUUCUGAAGCAAGGGGAAACAUCUCAGUCAUUGUCACUUUCAGAUAUCUUCAAUCUCAAAGAUGGAGUUGUAACACCUGUACUUAAGGCAGCAAAUCCUCCUGUACGAGCAAAUGUUUUGUAUAUGAGCACAGAGUAUUCAGUGCAUAUCUCAGAGGCUGUAAAACGUAUAUUCAGUCCACAUUUUGAUAAAGAGAUUUCAAUUUCUUUAUUUGUUACCUCAUUUUUGGCAUGCUUAAAUGGAUCUUUGUUAGCAAUAUGGUUUCAGAAUUCAAGUUUGUACCAUUUUAGCAUGUUUCACGCCUCCCAUCAUAUUUCACCUGUCCCUGCCACUGAAGAUGAGAUUGAAGCUGAAGUAGCCGCUGUUAGAGCUGUGGCAGAGGGCCUCUGUCCUCUAAAAAUUGUCCUAGACAGGGUGGUUUUAACUUCAACUGGUGUGCUUCUGGGUUGCUGGCAGGUGAUUUCUGGAGCUGAUCCUGUAACUAUUCGUGCUAAGCUGAGAACUGCUCUUCCACAUGCACCUGAGAAGCAGCUUUAUGAUGAUGCUAUUCUUCACACAUCAUUUGCAAGGCUUCUGGGUCACCCUACGGCUUCAUCCAUGGACCAUCAAAAUACUUCAGAUCAACUCAAAUUCUUCCACGAACUAGUUGCUCGUCUAAACAGCGAAAUCCAUGGAUUCGAGGCAAAGGUGUCUGAGCUCUGGUACGUGGAAGAGUACGACUUGUUGGCGCUCGCCUUGGACGGACGAAUGAAUGUUCGCAGGUUCCCCCUUGAAUGCUCAGGACCCUGAGAAGAUGUUUAUUUGAAUCAAGAAAAAUUUCCAACAAUGGCCGCCUUAUUUCCUUCACUAUCCUUUCCAGUUUACUGAUAGAUUACUAUUUUGGGCUUUUCUACCGUUUGUAUUAAUCAGACAACUCUUCAAAGAAAUAAAUAAAAAUGUUUGUAUUUUUCCUCU